AUGGCAGCGGUGAUCUCACGCUCGCUCCAGCCGGAUGUGUUGCCCAAAGAGCAAGCACUGCCAGCACCCUUCCAGCCGCCCACACCAGCAUUCUACAGGCUCGAAGAGAUCCUGAUUGAGAGAUGCCGGACUACUCCAGACGUACCCAUGAUCGGGUAUCCCGCCAACGCGCAUACUGCAGAGGAAUACAUCUAUCACACGGCGAGGCAGUUUGAUCGCUUCGUCAACGGAGCGAUUAAACAUCUACGAGGCCAAGGCCUGACCCCCGCGGCGAGAGAUCCGACUAAAGAUAGCCCCGUGGUUGCGCUCUUGGGUCCAGCCAACCUUGAUUAUGUUGUCGCCGUGUUUGCCUUGGCUCGCAUGGGCUUUGCAGUCUUCUAUCUCUCUACGCGCCUCAGCAACGAUGCGUACAUGAAUCUGCUUGAUCAAACAGACUGUCACCACAUUGUUCACGCAGAAAUCCCUGCCUUGUCCAAGACCGUUUCUGAGCUGCAUGCUCAGCGAAGCACGCUACAGUCGUUCCAUUUCACCACACCAGACACAUACUUGAACUGCACCGAGUCGUCAGAGUACAAGUUCAAGAGCCGGGUCGAGGACAGCACCAAGACCGCCUACAUCAUUCAUUCUUCUGGUUCCACGGGUUACCCCAAGGCCAUCCCCAGCAUGCACAAGUCUGGCAUCUCCAACUACACUUAUAGCAAAGGCUUCGAGUCCUACUACAUCACGUUGCCAUUCUAUCAUGGCCAUGGCGUCAGCAUGUUCUUCCGAGCCGUCUUCAAGGGCAAGCCCAUUGCGUUGUAUAAUGCCUCACUGCCGCUUACCGGUGGCCACCUCGUCAAGGGGCUACAGAACACCAGGCCCGAGAGUCUCCACUGCGUUCCUUACGCUUUGAAGCUCAUUGCCGAGACUGAGGGCGGGAUCGAGGCUCUGAGAGGGCCCAAGCAGGUCCUUUUUGGGGGAAGCAGCUGCCCCGAUGAACUGGGCGACCAGCUUGUGGAGGGUGGCGUCCGACUGAUCAGUCACUACGGCGCCACCGAGUUUGGACAGCUCAUGACAUCGGAUCGCCCAGCUGGCGAUGAAGCAUGGAACUAUCUGCAUCCCUUGCCCACGGCUGCUCCGUACCUGUUGUUCGAUCUGCUUGACGACGGCACAUACGAGUGCGUCGUGCUCGACGGACUCCCCUCAAAGAACAAGAGCAACUGCGACGAUCCCCCAAACUCGUUCCGGACCAGCGAUCGUUUCGUCAAGCACCCCAUACUGGCGAACCGUUGGAAAUACGUCGGGCGCCUGGACGAUCGCGUCACCCUCAUGAAUGGCGAAAAGGUCCUUCCCAUUCCUAUUGAGCAUCGCAUCAGGCAGAACAGAUUCAUAAAAGAGGUCCUUGUGGUCGGCGUUGGUCAGGUUCUGCCGGGGCUGCUUGUCAUGCCCAGCGAUAAUGCCGAGGGACUCAGCAAGGACCAGAUCCUGGACAAGGUUUGGCCCGAUAUCGCUGCUGCAAACCAGGACGCAGAAGCGUUCAGCCAAAUAACCAAGGAUGCGGUUGAGAUUCUUGACGUCGGCGUCUGGUUCCCACAGACAGAAAAGGGCACCCUGAUUCGACAGGCAUGCUACAAGCACUUUGAAAAGGCCAUCGGCAGCUUGUUUGAUCGUGCCAGCGGUGCUGGCGAGCCCACCCAAGAACAAGGCUCGACGAUGAAGCUUGCCCUGAGUGUCAAUGGCAUCGAGGAGUUUCUGACUGGCAUCAUACAGCGGGAUCUAGGCCUGUCUCAUAUCAAGCCCGACACAGAUUUCUUCACGGCUGGGAUGGAUAGUUUGCAAGCCAUCAAGGCUUAUGCGAUCAUCAAGCGUCACUUGGACCUCGGUGACGGCAAAUUGAAUCAGAACGCCUUGUACGACUUUGGAAACAUCAAGAAGCUGGCGGCGCAUUUGCACAAUCUGCGCACAGGCGAACAGGCUGAUGCAGAAGACGAGGUUGGGAUUAUGGCCCAGCUGAUCAAGAAGUACUCUACAUUUGAGAAACAGGCACCCGUUCAACGAGAAGUGGUGCUCGUGACCGGUGUCACUGGCUCCCUAGGCUGCUAUAUCUUGUCCAAACUCCUUGCAAAGCAGUCUGUCGACAAAGUAUACUGCCUUGUACGCGCCUCGUCAACCGACGCCGCUCUAGACAGAGUCAUAUCCACCCUAAAUAAGAGACAGCUGCCCAUCUCAAAUGUGUCAAAGAUCCGAGCUUUCCCCUCCGACCUCUCCCGGCAAGAUUUGGGUCUUGGCGCAGAGGUGAUAUAUCAGCUUCAGAACACCCUUACCAAGGUCAUUCACAGCGCCUGGGCCGUGAACUUUAAUAUUGGCGUUCGCAGCUUCGAGGAACAGCACAUUGCCGGCGUCCGUCAUUUGAUUGAUCUCUGCAUCUCGUCUCGUCGCCAGUCGCCGGCUGAGUUCUACUUCUGCUCCUCGACCUCUGCGGCAGCCCGCACCCCGCUACCAGGCAGUGUGGCGGAGGGCCAUGUUCUAGACCUGUCGCACAGCUUCCCCAUGGGUUACGCGAGGUCGAAGCUCGUUGCCGAGCGUAUCGUCCAGGCCGCCGCGGAGCAGACAGGCAUGGUCUGCAAGGUGCUCCGCGUGGGCCAGAUUGCGGGCGACACCGUUGUCGGUCGGUGGAACCAGGACGAGGGCAUCCCCUUGAUGAUUUGCAGCGCCAUGACAAUGGGCGCACUGCCAGCACUUGACGAAACACCGUCGUGGACCCCGGUCGAUAUUGUCGCCCAGACUAUACUGGAGCUGAGUUCGCUGGAUGCCCCAGAGCCCGAGGGUGCAAGCCUCGCGAGGAAAUAUGCCCAGGACCCCGAGGUGGUCUACAACCUCGUGAACCCUGCCGUGUUCCAUUGGACAAAUGACCUACUCCCAGCUUUGCGGGACGCCGGCCUCGAGUUUGAGGUUGUAGAUCAGAGGGAAUGGAUCAAACGUCUGAGGGAAGGCGAGCAGGACCCGACCAAGAAUCCCACUGUCAAGCUCACGGAGUUCUUCGCCAGGAAAUACGACCACGACAAUGGGGGUGCCCGUCAAGGCCUUACCUACAGUACCAAACUCACAGAACAGGCUAGCCCUAGCUUUAGAAACGGCGUUGAUCUGAUCUCGAGCGGUAUCGUGAAGAAGUUUGUUGAUUCAUGGCGGCAGGAUAGGGAAAGUGCCUAA
Clonostachys byssicola is the source of this 3189-nucleotide messenger RNA. The record is from the annotation of a GenBank genome assembly. NCBI's taxonomy places the organism in Eukaryota, Fungi, Ascomycota, Sordariomycetes, Hypocreales, Bionectriaceae.